AUGUCCACGGUCCAGCGCAAUGUCCACCAGCCGCUCCUCUUCGAGUGUGCUUGGGAGGUCGCAAACAAGGUCGGCGGUAUCUACACCGUCAUCAAGACAAAGGUCCCCGUCACCGUAAAGGAGUUUGGAGACCGCUUCUGCCUCAUCGGCCCGCUGAGCUACAAGUCGGCACCCAUGGAGGUCGAGUCCGAGGAGCCCGAGCCAGGAUCCCCCAUGGCCGAGUCGCUCAAGGCGAUGAAGGACCGCGGCGUAAAGUACAUUUACGGCCGCUGGCUCAUUGAGGGUGCUCCCCGUGUGCUCCUCUUUGACACUGGAAGCUGCUAUGACCGCAUGGACGAGUGGAAGCAGGACCUCUGGAACAUUGCCGGCAUCCCCACCCCUCCCAAUGACCACGAGACGAACGAGACCAUUGUCUUUGGCUACAUGGUCGCCUGGUUCCUUGGCGAGUUCUCCUCCCGUUGCCUCGACACUGCGAUCAUUGCCCACUUUCACGAGUGGCAGGCUGGUCUUGCCAUUCCCCUGUGCCGCAAGAGGCACAUUGACGUCACCACCAUCUUCACCACCCACGCUACCCUGCUCGGCCGUUACCUGUGCGCCGGCAGCGUCGAUUUCUACAACAACCUCCAGUACUUUGACGUCGACCACGAGGCUGGCAAGCGCGGCAUCUACCACCGUUACUGUAUCGAGCGCUCGUCGGCCCACUGCGCCGACGUGUUCACCACCGUCUCGCACAUUACCGCGUACGAGUCGGAGCACCUGCUCAAGCGCAAGCCCGACGGCGUCCUGCCCAACGGUCUGAACGUGGUCAAGUUUGCGGCCAUGCACGAGUUCCAGAACCUCCACUCCAUCUCCAAGGAGAAGAUCAACGAGUUUAUCCGCGGCCACUUUUACGGCCACUACGACUUUGACCUCGAGAACACGGUCUACAUGUUCACUGCGGGCCGUUACGAGUUCCGCAACAAGGGUGUCGACAUGUUCAUCGAGUCGCUGGCGCGUCUGAACCACCGUCUCCAGAAGAUGGGAUCCAAGAUGACCGUCGUGGCCUUUAUCAUCAUGCCCGCAGCCACCAACUCGUACACCAUCGAGGCCCUCAAGGGCCAGGCCGUCACGGGCGCGCUCAAGGACUGUGUCAACCAGAUCACCGACCGCAUUGGCAAGCGUCUCUUUGAGCACGCCGCCCGCUACGACGGCACGCACGGCACCGAGGUUCCCAACCCCGAGGACCUCAUGUCCGCCGAGGACAAGAUCCUGCUCAAGCGCCGCGUGUUUGCGCUCAAGCGCAACUCGCUCCCUCCCGUUGUCACCCACAACAUGGCCGACGACUCGACCGACCCCAUCCUCAACCAGAUCCGCCGCGUCCAGCUCUUCAACCGCACCUCGGACCGCGUCAAGAUCAUCUUCCACCCCGAGUUCCUCAACUCGAACAACCCCAUCCUCGGCCUCGACUAUGAGGAGUUUGUCCGCGGCUGCCACCUGGGUGUCUUCCCUUCUUACUAUGAGCCAUUCGGCUACACUCCCGCCGAGUGCACCGUCAUGGGUAUCCCCAACGUCACCACCAACCUGUCCGGUUUCGGCUGCUUCAUGGAGGACCUCCUCGAGGCCCCCGAAGACUACGGAUGCUACAUUGUCGACCGCCGCAGCCAGGGUGUCGAAGAGUCGGUCGACCAGCUCACCAACAUGCUCCUGGGCUUCACCCUCAAGUCGCGUCGCCAGCGUAUCAACCAGCGUAACCGCACCGAGCGCCUGUCGGAGCUGCUCGACUGGAAGUCGCUCGGUCUCGAGUACGCCAAGGCGCGCCAGCUGGCCCUGCGCCGCGCGUACCCGGAAUCGUUCACCGACGACGAGCCCGAGUUUACCGGCGUGCAGCGCGUCGCUGGCCCGCUCUCGGCUCCCGGUUCCCCGCGCUACCGUUCCGGCAUGAUGACGCCCGGAGACUACGCCACGCUCACCGAGGAGAUGGAGCACCUGUCCACCAGCGACUACAUGGGCGGCAAGAACUGGCGCGGCAUCAACGACAAUGACGACGACGAGGAGAACCACUACUCGUACCCGCUCGUCAUGAAGCCGCGCAACCGCUCCGACUCGCUCGCGUCCGCCAUCUCGGGCACCAUGACGCCCUCGGGCGGCCUCAAGCUCAGCGAAAAGGACCUGGCAAAGGCCGACGCCGCGCUCGAGACCCACAACACGGUCGCAAGUAACGGCCACUAG
Apiotrichum porosum is the source of this 2208-nucleotide messenger RNA. It is a transcript of the gene GSY1, whose product is annotated as glycogen synthase isoform 1. Gene Ontology annotation, biological process: glycogen biosynthetic process. NCBI's taxonomy places the organism in Eukaryota, Fungi, Basidiomycota, Tremellomycetes, Trichosporonales, Trichosporonaceae. The record is from RefSeq and is a predicted model, not a curated record. Gene Ontology annotation, cellular component: cytoplasm. The transcript has 5 exons. The coding region runs from base 1 to 2208 and encodes 735 amino acids. Gene Ontology annotation, molecular function: alpha-1,4-glucan glucosyltransferase (UDP-glucose donor) activity.